GUGUCUCAAUUCAUAAGACAAUCAAGGUUAGCUAGCUACGAAAAUGAUAAGUUCUCGGUUUCAAAGAUUGAACUCCUUAACCUCCCUACCCUCAAUCCCCAACCUCUCACCUUCCUCCAACAAUGGCGGACAUUUCUUCCUCCCGCUGUAUUCAUGCCGCCAUUUGCCAAAAAAGAACGUGAAGUUCUCCGUGCAUGCUGUUUCUACGGAUCUCAAGGCAGUGUCGAGAAGGGUUAGAGAUGAAUCUAAUCAAGAAAUGGAAGUAAUUCAAAUGUUUGUUCGAGUUAAAGAAAGAAAAGAAGGGUUCUUCGAUAAAUUAAAUUUGACAAAAGCAAGCCACAAUAGUGUUAUUGCCCUUGGUAAAUCGUUGAUCUUGGAGCUUGUUAGCGUUGAUCUUGACUAUGAUAAGGGAUUGGAGAAAGAAAGCAUCAAGGGUGCUUACAAAGGUAGAGCAAGCAAAGAAGAUGGUUAUGUAAAAUUGGAGUUUGAAUUCCUCCUGCCAAAAGCUUUUGGAGAAAUUGGAGCUGUUCUGGUUGAAAAUGAACUCCAUGAGGAGAUGUACGUAAAGGACUUGAUACUCGUUACUGAAUUAUCUAAUACUCUUACUUUCCUAAUUGAGACUUGGGUUCAAUCCAAGUUUGAUAAUCCUACAAAGAGAGUCUUCUUCGCCAACAAGUCAUACUUGCCGCAAGAGACUCCAAAAGGAUUGGAAAGAUUAAGAAAAGAUGAUCUUGAAAACAAAAGAGGAAAUGGAGAAGGAGAGCGUAAAAAUUCUGAAAAUAUCUACGAUUAUGCUACGUAUAAUGAUCUUGGCGAUCCAGAUACUAGCAAAGAACUUAAAAGGCCUGUUCUUGGAGGCACGAAACAUCCAUAUCCGAGACGUUGCAGGACGGGAAUGCCAGUUUCUAAAAUGGAUUCUUUAUCAGAAGAAAAAAGUAAUGGAACUCCGUAUGUGCCGAGAGAUGAGGCAUUUUCUGAUGAAAAGCAAUUGAGUUUUCAAGGCAGCUCCAUUAAGUCUGUGCUUCAAACAUUAAUUCCAAUGCUCGGUAGUCGACUUCAAGAUCCAACAAGCGGAUUUUCUUCCUUCACUUCCAUUGACUCACUCUUCAAUGAAGGAAUCGACUUGUCCAAACCCGAAAAUCUUGGACUCUUCCGAUCAAUCAUCACGAGGGUUGUCAACUUUGUUACAAGCCAAGAUGAUAUUUUACGUUUCGAUACUCCAGAAUUGAUUGACAGAGACAAGUUUGCCUGGUUGCGGGAUCAAGAAUUCGCUAGAGAAACACUUGCCGGUCUUAACCCAUAUAGCAUACAACUAGUUAGAGAAUGGCCAUUAAAAAGUAAGCUCGAUCCCGAGAUCUAUGGACCUCUAGAAUCUUUGAUAACGAAAGAACUCAUCGAAAAAGAGAUCAAAGGCAUCAUAACUCUUGAAGAGGCUUUGGAGCAGAAAAGGAUUUUUAUUCUGGAUUUCCAUGAUUUAUUAUUACCUUAUGUGAGCAAGGUGAGGAAGAUUGAAGGUACCACCUUGUAUGCUUCUCGAACACUCCUCUUCCUCAACGACAAUGGGACCCUCAGGCCUCUCGCUAUCGAACUAACUCGGCCACGAGAUGGUGACAAUCCGCAAUGGAAGCAAGUUUUCACACCCUGCUACGAUGCCGUAGGUUGCUGGCUAUGGAUGCUGGCUAAGGCUCAUGUCGCUGCUCAUGACUCGGCUUACCAUGAACUCAUUUCCCACUGGCUAAGGACUCAUGCUUCUGUGGAACCAUAUGUAAUAGCAGCUAAUAGGCAACUAAGUGCAAUGCAUCCGAUUUAUAGACUUUUGCAUCCUCACUUUAGAUACACAUUGGCAAUUAACGCUAUUGCUAGGCAAAAUCUCAUCAAUGCGGGUGGGAUCAUCGAGAGCAGCUUCUCAACAAACAAAUAUUCAAUGGAGCUGAGCUCAGAUGUGUAUAAUCAACUAUGGCAGUUUGACAUGGAAGCCUUCCCUGCGGAUCUUAUUAGAAGGGGAAUGGCAGUUGAAGAUCCAACAGCUAAACAUGGUCUGAAACUAACAAUUGAAGAUUACCCUUUUGCUAAUGAUGGUCUAAUCCUCUGGGAUGCUAUUAAGCAAUGGAUUGCAGACUAUGUCAACCAUUACUACCCAGAUGACAAUCUGAUCAUGUCUGAUACCGAACUUCAAGGCUUCUGGACAGAAGUCAGAACAAAAGGACAUGGUGAUAAGAAGGACGAACCAUGGUGGCCUGUUAUAAAAACACAAGAAGAUCUUAUCCAGGUUUUAACAACUAUAAUCUGGGUAUCUUCUGCAGUUCAUGCUGCUGUAAACUUUGGUCAAUAUGCCUUCGGUGGUUACUUCCCCAACCGACCUACAAUAGCUCGAAUCAACAUGCCAACUGAGGAGCCAGACAAGGAUGAGUUCAGUGAAUUCUUGAAGAAACCAGAAUCUACCUUGUUAAAAUGCUUCCCUUCACAGAUACAAGCAACAACAGUAAUGGCUGUUCUGGAAAUUUUAUCCACUCACUCACCUGAUGAGGAGUAUAUCGGACAGAUUCCAGAGGCUUCAUGGAUAGAGGACCCUGUGAUUAAAGAGGCAUUUGAUAGAUUUAAUGUCAAAUUAAAGGAACUUGAAAAGAUUAUAGAUGAGAGAAAUGGUAAUUUGAAACUGAAGAACAGAAGUGGAGCUGGAGUUGUUCCAUAUGAGCUCUUAAAGCCAUUCUCACCACCUGGAGUUACUGGAAAAGGAGUUCCUAAUAGCAUCUCCAUUUAAUAUAAAAUCUACUUAAAAUAUAUAUAAAUGGGUGCUAACAGAUUUUUAUAUAUCUUAGGAGAUUUGACCA
Molecule: messenger RNA, 2831 nt
Organism: Carica papaya (papaya)
Lineage: Eukaryota; Viridiplantae; Streptophyta; Magnoliopsida; Brassicales; Caricaceae
Product: lipoxygenase 2, chloroplastic-like
Biological process (GO): lipid oxidation
Molecular function (GO): oxidoreductase activity, acting on single donors with incorporation of molecular oxygen, incorporation of two atoms of oxygen; metal ion binding; protein binding
Source: RefSeq, a predicted model, not a curated record